GGGAGGCAUGUAACGUGUUGUACGCUGCUCAGAUUGAUUUUUGUCAGCGAUCCGCGCUUUAAACUGCGCCCUUUCGACUUCUUUACCCGAUGAUCGAUUUUCUUUUCACAGCUGAUUAACUUCCGAGAUGUUACAGCUUGAAACAGACACACAAGGACACAAAAGUUCAAAUGGGAUUUGUUGCGACACCAAACUUUGGCAGCAUGGACGCGCACCGCGGCGCGCCUCCGGCCGGGCAGCAGAUCGUGCACGUCCGCGGGGACUCGCAGACGGAGCUGGAGGCCCUUUUCAGCGCGGUGAUGAACCCCAGCAAGGCGGCCAGACAGCCGUCCUCUCUGCCCAUGAGGAUGAGGAAACUGCCGGACUCCUUCUUCAGGCAGCCGGAUUCCCGGGGCCACUCCAGACAAGCCAGUUCGGAUGGAGGUGUGUGUGGCUCCCUCACUCCUCAUCACGUCCGCGCCCAUUCCUCCCCUGCCUCCCUCCCGGUCAACUCCCUCUCCACUCAAGCAGCAGAUGUAGCAGCGACGCCGAUCAUACCUGAUGACGUGCCACUCCCCCACGGUUGGGAAAUGGCCAAAACGCCUACUGGCCAACGUUACUUCCUCAAUCACCUGGAUAAGACAACCACUUGGCACGACCCCCGACUUUCGCAGCUUCAGUCCGCUGCAGCUCAGCAUCCUAUCUCUGGCCCCCCGAUCCACGCACACUCCCUCAGCAACCCAGCACCCACUACGCAGCCACAAAACAUCAAUCCAGAGACAGGUCCACUGCCUGAAGGCUGGGAGCAGGCGGUGACUGCAGAUGGAGAGGUGUACUACAUCGAUCACAUAAAUAAGACCACCGCAUGGGUCGACCCGCGUCUAGCCCAGAAGAUGAACCCUGGCAUCCUUGGCUUGGCACUGCAGCAAAGGCAGGAAAAGGAAAGGCUCAGAUGCAAACAACAAGGCCUCCCUCCGCAAAUCGCACCACAGGAGGCAGGAGGAAGGAACCAGAUGCCCGGCGGGAUGGACCAUGACAGGAACGCACAGACACUUGUCCCGUCUCUGGAUGUCAGGAUCAGAGCCUCGAACCACGAACCCACACUUAAUGGCGCUCACUCUCGCAACGAGAGCACUGACAGUGGUCUGAGCGUCAGCAGCUUGCCCCGCACGUCGGACCACAUGUUGAGCUCUGUUGAUCACAUGGACACUGGUGACGCUGGCGAGACCUCCUCGAUGAGCUUACAGGAGUCGAUGCCUGUGCUCCCGAUGUCUGAGGGCGAGGAGCUAAUGCCCUGCAUCCCGGAGGGUCUCAGUUCAGACCUUCUGAUGGACAUGGAGACCGUUCUCUCUGGGUCGCACAUGGACAGAGACAGCCUGCUCACCUGGCUAUAGACACACCCAGCUCACCGCCCAAAUAUGGUUUGACAUCCAAAUCUUCAUAACAUGACUGAGAAUUCUGGAGAAUCGAAAGUGGUACAGAACAACAUAACUACAACAUGCUACUGUUGUGUGAUGGAUACCUAACACUACUUGCACCCUGAGGAAUGAAAAAACCCUGACUCUCACAGAGGGUGGUAAGCUGCUGGUGUUCUCCUCUUUUUGGGCCUGGUUUUACACAGAUGCAUGACGGAGCAUCCAUAUUUUUUACAACACUCCUUUCUUUUUAGUCAUCGACCUCAGAUGAUGCUCGCCACGUCUCUGGUAAAGUGCGUCAUAGCUAAUUUUAGAGUACAGAUUUAUUAUCCCCACUUGGGUAAUACUGUUUGCAGAAAACCUUUAAAAACAGUGUCAAGUCAAUGAAAUUUGCAUGUGUCAGUAACAUAAAUGCAAACAAAGACAUGUUAAAAUAACAUAAAGGUUACUCAAAAGAUAUUUAACAGUAACAUAAUGUAUCAUAUCCACAUUCCCCUCGGUUUCUUCAUAUAGCCUGUAGGAUAAAAGAGCAGCAUGUAGUGCUACUACAUCUUAGCAGCCUGUAAUUUGUGAUUUUUAAUGCACAUGCUCACAGUUGUCCAAACCAUUUUCUUAAUAAGCGUGAGGACUGAGAGCAAGAGAUGAAUCAAAGAAUGUAUCUGGAUUAACACUACUAAAAAUCCCUCCGACUAUCUCUGCUACACAGAAACCCCGAGGGGGGGGCAGACACACCCUUGUGGUGAGCCAGUAGAAGAUUAAGAACACUAACAAGAACUCAAACUUUAGAAACGGUCGGUUAAAAUGCUCACAAGCCAAAAAACAGUAUUAAAACCUGUCUGUGUGGAAGACUGUGGGGCUGCUCAAAACCAAGAGUGGAAUAUCUUUGAGGUUUUUUCAAAAUUAAGUUAAGGAGGCUAAGCGUCUAUCUUCGGCCACAGUGAAGACCUAACAAAUCAAAGCCUGUCAAAAGCCUUCACAUUUGGAGAAAAGUAGGAGUCUUAACUUGGGCACUAAAACUACAGUAAAGUGUGUUUUAGGACCUCUCUUUAAAGAAAGGAUAUCUACAGUAAAUGAACACAUGUUCAGUAUAAUGCAAUCCAACACAAUACAGGAUUUUCCCCAGGAAACUAAUCCUGACGCAUCUGGUCUUCUCAUCAACUUAGUUAGUAGAUGACGGCCUAAAGCCACACUAUAUAUGUGGCCUUGGGUGUGAAAUAGCAUCUCUGCUCUUUUUCCCUUGAGGUUAAAGUUGUAUUUUAUAAAAGUGUGUUAAAUCUUUUUAGAACAUUAGACCACCUCCGCUCUAAAACACCGUAGGAAAGCCUGCAACAGCCUUGCUAUAAAAAUCUCCUUUUUUGAAGUUACUAAUAUUCAGGUUUUGUUUAUUCUGUGUUUGUGUUGUUGUAUUGGAUUGCAUUUUAUUGUAAUGUGUUCCAAUCAUUUUGUCCACUCCAGCAUUGAAUAUAAGCUUCAAAAAGGUAGUAUUUAUUGGAGAUGUGUUUUUAUUGGAUUGCAUUAUAUUGUACAGUUGUAAUGUUAUGAUGUCCACCCCUUGUUUAAGAAAUGAUGCCACAUAGUUGCCAUCAGGACGUUUUCUCUCCUUAGUGUGCAGCAGAGAUUUCAGCACUUUCUACUCAUCAGUGCUAACACAGCUCUCAGCAGCUCCUACCUUAGCCCUGAAACAUAAAUGAAAAAUAUUCGGUGAAUCAGCCAGCACCCCAUCAACUUAGGUUAAACUGUUUUAUUAUUCCCUUUUAUCACUUUUCCCACUAUUGGCUUGAUUCAUUCCUAAUAAUAAUUUCCUUUUUUCACAUCUUAAGCAUCUGUUCACACAGUUUUUUCCCCACAGAAAGACGUACAACCAGUAACAGUCUCAGCCAAGUUUUUAAGUUUUAGCUCCUUAACUACAAAUCGUCUACGCUUUGAUACUUACCAUUUUUGAAUGUAUGCAGUACAGAUUUAGCUUUUUAAGAUGCACUUUUCUUACCAUUUCAGGCAUCCAUUGUUUUCCAAAAUCAAUGAGCAGACUCUUGAAACUUGCCUGAGUUAUGUAGUCACUCACCGUGAACAUCAAGUCUGCAGUAUGUUUUCAGUCUUGCAUUAUCGUGGCGUGAUAAUGCAAUUUAAGUGCAGAUUGAUUUGAAGAGUCUGUGCUGCAUUACCACACAAUGAUGAUGUAACACUGACACAAAAUAAUGCAUACUUGAUGUUGACUAUAAUGAAUUGUUUCUAACUUUAAGAACGCACACACAGCGAGGCGCAGACCAGCGUGAGCUUCAAUGCAAGUUCAUCAAAAUUAAAACACGUCCCAGUACACCAUGCUUUAUUCACCAAAUGUUUUUGCUUAUCUUGCCUUCAUCAGGGUGGAGUCUGAAGCUGUUUCCGGUUUCCUUUUUAUAUACAGUUCAUUGAUCGGUCAUGUGACCAUAGAUACCAUGUAUACAAAACCACAUCAUCAUCAUCCUUUUCUUUAAAAUUGCAAUUUACAAAAUAUCAUUAUUCUUGGUUGAUACAAAAAUUGUAAGAUAAAUAUAUAUGACCAUAAAUACAGUAUUAUAAUGUGUUUCCUUUUCAGAAUAUUCACUAGCAAAUGCAAGCUUUCAUUUGAACCCAUCAAUGGGUAAAAAGGUUGAAUAUCCAUUUUUAAAUAAAAAGCAACAAAUUAUGUAUUUUUUAACCUCUUUAAAAACCUCUUUUUUAACCCCUUCUAUCUCUUAAAAUGUAUAAAUAACCCCAACUAAUUUCAACGUCAGCCUACGGUAAUGAAUUUCACAACAGAAGCAAGUUUCAAAAUCCUGCUAAUAGAUUUUCAUAUUGUUUGGACAUGUAUGGAUUAGAUGCCUGGAACAGUAGAAAAAAACGCAUUGAAAUUUCUGAAACAGAGCAGCAUGGUUUGCAAAAUACUUAGCAGUGAUGUAAAAUGUAUGUGAUUUGUUGUAAAUAGACUAAAACAUGCACAAUCACUGGUAUAAUCCUUUUAAAAAUAACCCUGGUCAGAGCUAUUAAGACAUGAGUUUGCUACCACUCUGUAGUUAUAAUCUCCUCUGUCCGUGGCUCUAGCUUUCCACUCUUAAAGAGCUGUUUUGUGAGUGGGAACGAGGGAAAUAUUGUGCUUUAAAAAUGGACUUCAGGCCCAUCUGGAGAGUCAUGGCAUAAGUCAAGGACCCUCAGAAAAGCAACAAUUGCGGAUGCUGUGUUGUUGGUAUAUUUUGUUCUAACUGCAAGUGCUAUCCAGUGCUCUAAUACAGAAGGUAAUCGUCAAUAAGGGGAGCUCUUUAAUUCUCCUUGUUUAGCUAAACUAUAUAAUAAGUAUAUAAUCAGUUUUUUAUCCGCUGGGUUGUUUCUGCAGUGUGUUUUGUAUUUUAUCUGAAUUUGAAGCGGUUAUUUUAUUAUUGGUGAGAGCAUUUCUUCUAACCAGCUUCCUUUUUAUAUAUACAGUAUAUAGAGGUAAAGACUUCAUUCACAACAUCCCCAAAAUAAAGAGCCAAGUCAGCUAAAGUACCAUCCAUGGGCCUGGAGUGACUUACUGUUCAUACACAUAAUGCAACACACUACCUAGCCUAUUAUUUAUCUUAGCAUGCAUGACACUUGCUAUGUAUGUUACAUAUAAUGAUGUUCAUUAUCCUAUUUACAGAGAGUUUGGAGGCAAUCAGACUUGUUUUGUACCUUUUUAUGCAUGUGCUUUAUAUAAAUAUAUUUCUUCUUACUCUCACUGUAAUCAUUUUAAAGGAGUUUCUGUUUAAUAAACUUUUAAAUACA
This is a messenger RNA of Siniperca chuatsi (mandarin fish), 5153 nucleotides long. Its product is annotated as transcriptional coactivator YAP1-like. The record is from RefSeq and is a predicted model, not a curated record. Gene Ontology annotation, cellular component: cytoplasm; nucleus. Lineage: Eukaryota; Metazoa; Chordata; Actinopteri; Centrarchiformes; Sinipercidae. Gene Ontology annotation, biological process: positive regulation of transcription by RNA polymerase II; hippo signaling. The coding region runs from base 171 to 1373 and encodes 400 amino acids. The transcript has 9 exons. Gene Ontology annotation, molecular function: transcription coactivator activity; protein binding; transcription corepressor activity.